GGCCAAGCUGUCCUCGGUGGGGAGCAUCUCAGAGGAGGAGACAUGCGAGAAGCUCAAGGGCCUGAUCCAGAGGCAGGUGCAGAUGUGCAAGCGGAACCUGGAGGUGAUGGACUCGGUGCGCCGUGGCGCGCAGCUCGCCAUCGAGGAGUGCCAGUACCAGUUCCGCAACCGGCGCUGGAACUGCUCCACACUCGACUCCCUGCCUGUCUUCGGCAAGGUGGUGACGCAAGGGACUCGGGAGGCGGCCUUCGUGUACGCCAUCUCUUCAGCAGGUGUGGCCUUCGCGGUGACGCGGGCGUGCAGCAGUGGGGAGCUGGAAAAGUGCGGCUGUGACCGGACAGUGCACGGGGUCAGCCCCCAGGGCUUCCAGUGGUCAGGAUGCUCGGACAACAUUGCCUAUGGCGUGGCCUUCUCACAGUCAUUUGUGGAUGUGCGGGAGAGAAGCAAGGGGGCCUCAUCCAGCCGGGCCCUCAUGAACCUCCACAACAAUGAGGCUGGCAGGAAGGCCAUCCUGACACACAUGCGGGUGGAGUGUAAGUGCCAUGGGGUAUCAGGCUCCUGCGAGGUCAAGACGUGCUGGCGAGCCGUGCCACCCUUCCGCCAAGUGGGCCAUGCACUGAAAGAGAAGUUCGAUGGUGCCACCGAGGUGGAGCCACGCCGUGUGGGCUCCUCCAGGGCGCUGGUGCCACGCAACGCACAGUUCAAGCCGCACACAGAUGAGGACCUGGUGUACUUGGAGCCCAGCCCAGAUUUCUGCGAGCAGGACAUGCGCAGCGGUGUGCUGGGCACCAGGGGCCGCACGUGCAACAAGACGUCCAAGGCCAUCGACGGCUGUGAGCUGCUGUGCUGUGGCCGCGGCUUCCACACAGCACAGGUGGAGCUGGCCGAGCGCUGCAGCUGCAAAUUCCACUGGUGCUGCUUCGUCAAGUGCCGGCAGUGCCAGCGGCUGGUGGAGCUGCACACGUGCCGGUGACUGCCGCCCCGCCCACGCCAGCAACCACCUAGUGGCCCGGGAAGGCCGAUAAUUUAAAGUCCCCCACCACCUACCCCAAAAGAUACUGGUUAUAUUUUUUUGUUUUGGUUUGGUUUUUGGGUCCUCAUGUUAUUUAUUACUGAAACCAGGCAGGCGACCCCAAGGGCACCAACUGGGGUCUCCCUGAAGCCUGGGCCUUUGUGGCUGCCACUGACCAAAGGGACCUUGCUCAUGCUUCCAGCUGUCCACAUGUGGCUGCUGCUGACCACUCAGUUGUUAUCUGUAUCCGUUUUUCUACUUGUAGACUUAAAGUGGGUAACAGGAGUGUUACAGACACGUGCCUACUGACCCUGCCAUUUAGGGAAAGAGGUGGCCCUAUGGCAGGGGGAAAUCGGUGCCAUUUUGCUGGAAGUUGCACCCCCACACAUACACAUGGCCCCCUGGCAGCUUCAGCCUGGUAGCCUUGUCUUUUCAAGCCCCCUGGAAAGGGAAUGGGCAGAUACCAGGUCAAGCGUAAAGGGUUAAUUUCAGCCCUCCAUGAGCAGCUAGAGGUUCAAUUUCUGUGGGACCUUCCAGGAAGGAAGAGCAGGUGAGAUGAGGGCAAGAGAAGGCUACAGUGCCACCCUAGAGCCUAUCCUGCCUGGAAAACCCCCUCAGAGAGGGAAAACCCCCACUCCUUGGUCCCUUCCAGGCAGGAGUAUAGCCUGCCAUCCUGGAUCAGAGAUCUCAGCAGGGCCUUUGCAGUGGCACCCCCCUGUGAGUCUCCUCACAGUGCUGCUCCUCCGUGGAACUGAGAAUGGAAAUCUCUCACACACAUAGAGAGCAAAGAGCCCUGUAAAAAAGCCCUCUCCCAACCAUUAUUUCCUUCAACCAAACUUACUGAGCAAAUACUACGUCUAGGCCCUGUACUGGGCCACCUCACUGGAUGAUCAGAAGACAGGGAUGCUCAUGCCCAUUUUACAGCAGAGAGGGCAGUGCCCAGCCGGUACCAGAGCAAACAAGAUGCAGAGCGAGAGCCACAAGAGCCAUCCAGCCAAGGCUCCUCCUGGGGUACUGCACCCAAAGGCCCAGAAACUGCAGGUCUUCUUGGGUCUGAGCUUUGGGGAAGGGGCUGUGGUUGGAGGAAGAGGGGCCGCAAGGCAGUUGGUGGCAUAGACCACAGGCUGAGCUAGAGUCCACAUGGUUCCUGAGGGCAGAGCAGGCUCUGAGGGACAAGGUGGACAGAUGUAAGGCACUACUGUCCCCGGGUACCACUGGUACUGACGAGUCCCCCCAAGACAGCACCAGCAGCCCGGGCCUGGCCCUGCAAUCCAGCCAAACCAUCAGAAGUCCAAUACAAACUUCUGAGAGCAAGACAAGCACACAGCAAGACCUAGCCUGACCCAACUGCUUCUAGGGUAGGCUCCCAACCACCAAAGGAAGUCGCUGCCAGCCCAGUCUCCAGGCUUCCCCCACAUUAGGGAUCUAGGCUCCUUGUUUGAGGUCUUGAGCUCUGGGAUCCCCAUUGGAGGUUCUCAGACCCCAAGCUCUUGGCUCCAGGGUUCAACAUCUGAAUCAAAGUUCCAGAUUCAGAAUAUAGGCUCUGGACUGUAGAAGCUCUCCAGGCCUUGUGGUUUGUGCCUCCUGAUGUUGGCUCCCUCAAGAAGAGGUCAACACUCUUGGCCUCCAGCCAAGCUCUCUGCUCAAUGUCCAUCCAAGAAGGCCAAAACCAAGCGAGAUGCUGGAGCCACAUUCACAUGUGGGGAUAAUCUUGGGGCAGGCAGGCUCUGAUGUGGAUGAAAGCUGAGCCGACUAUGUCCCCACAGCUGCCCAGCUGGGCUCGCUGCUCCUCUGGCGGGCUCUGGUCAGCUGUCUGCUCAGUGCCAGGGAAAAUACUAUCCCUCACUGGCAGAGGCCAGGCCCAGACAAAAGAAACAGUAGGGACCCCUCCUCCUCCAGAGAUAGGGCUGAGCCACUCUCCCCCACCCCUAAGUCCUAUCCCCAGAGCCAGAGGAAAAGUAGGUCCAGGCUGAAUGCUGGGCACUGCCCCAGGAAGAAGGGAGAGGGUCUGUGCCCAUUCACGGGCUUUGCCUUUCCACCUGCCAGGGGGCUCCUUAAAGCUGAUCCUCCUGGGGCUCUGAAGGGUGUACUUUGGUGAAGCUGACUAGGUUCUAAGAGCCUCUGCCCAGCCUGACCAUCACCAUCACCAGCACCCCGAAUGCCAAAGGGAUCCUCAGCCACAGGAAAAUGGAGCUUCCUUGGACACGCCCUCCUCCAAACUGUCCCAAAGAGGAAGAACCAGCACAGGCCUGACAUAGCCCACCCACUCUGGAAGCUGGCCAGAGGGUCCAAGUCCUGCCCCAAACCUUCACUAAACUUGCCACAGGCAAAGGUGAUGUCCUCCAAGGUCUCGGGCUGGAUGAGCCCCGGCUCUGGAUGCUGCUGCCCCUCUGCUGCCCCAUCCCAUCCUCCAAUUUUUAUACUAGGCUCCUUGCCAUUGUGACAUCCCCAUGAAAUAGUCUGAUGCACGAUAAAAUGAUUAUUUCUUUAU
Molecule: messenger RNA, 3503 nt
Organism: Miniopterus natalensis
Lineage: Eukaryota; Metazoa; Chordata; Mammalia; Chiroptera; Miniopteridae
Source: RefSeq, a predicted model, not a curated record